Messenger RNA from Papaver somniferum (opium poppy), 777 nucleotides. RefSeq lists its product as uncharacterized. The transcript has a single exon. Bases 1 to 777 code for a protein of 258 amino acids. The record is from RefSeq and is a predicted model, not a curated record. Gene Ontology annotation, molecular function: nucleic acid binding; RNA-DNA hybrid ribonuclease activity. NCBI's taxonomy places the organism in Eukaryota, Viridiplantae, Streptophyta, Magnoliopsida, Ranunculales, Papaveraceae.
AUGGUUCACAUCCCCCUGGGUUUGAGAUUACAAGGCAACUCCGAACUUACUAUAUCGUCUCUGGUACGCUCUUGGAUCCAAUGUGAUGAUAACAACUAUUCCUUCUCGCUUGGUGCGUCUAUCUGUUGGGCAAUUUGGAAAGCUAGGAACAAAAAAGUAUUUGAAAACAAGAACAUCAACGUACAAGGAAUACUCAAGAUUGCAUUCUACUGGUUCAAUCUUUAUUUCAACCCCCAUGAUGACAGUGAAUCUGGAUUUCUACCUCAGCAUCGAACACAAGACCCAAGCCCCCCUGCAACUUGGUCUGCUCCUUCCACUCCCUUCAUAAAAAUAAAUGUAGAUGCCUCCUGGAAGAAUGGUGUGUAUGCCUGCGCUGCAAUUGCAAGAGAUCACAUGAAUGUUUGUCGAGGAGCUGGAACUAGAAUUGGUAUGUGUGAAGUACCAGUUUUUGCUGAGGCGGAUGGAUUCCUUCUUGCAGCUGAAUUGACUAUAUGGCUAAAUCUGCAAGAAAUUAUCAUUGAAGGAGACUCUCAGAUCGUGGUGAAGAGUCUAACGGAUGCAAACUACCGAGUGCCUUGGAGGAUAUGGAAACUCAAGGAUGACACCAAGCUCCUUCUUGCAGGCAUCAAAUCAAGCACUGUCAAGUACAUCCCUGAAAAGGCCAACUCUGCCGCUCAUUCUCUGGCAGAUUAUGCCUACUUAAACAAAGUCCAAGCUAUGUGGACAAGUUCGAACCUCCCGUCUGAUAUCGCUUCUCUUUGGAUUGAAGCAACUUAG